AUGAUCCAGGCAUUAGACUUUUUAGAUGACUCUCAGUUUAAAGGAGAUCCCGUUCAUAUGAGUCGAUGUUACAGAACUAAGACCAAGGGUGCAUGGGGAUUUAGUACGCGUGAUCAAGGUUAUGUUGUAUCUGACUGCACGUCGUUGGGAUUGAAAGCGGUAAUUAAUUUCCAGGAAAAGCUAAGUUAUGCAUCCAAGUCGGUUUCUAAAGAGCGUCUAUGCCAAGCUGUCGAUAUUUUAUUAGAUAUGCAAAAUGAAGAUGGGGGUAUUGCGAGUUAUGAACUUAUCCGUGGAUCCGAAUUUCUAGAAUGGAUGAAUCCAGCGGAAGUUUUUGGAAACAUUAUGAUUGAAUAUAGUUAUCCAGAAUGCACUUCCUGUGUUAUGACAGGAUUGAAAACCUUCUCAAAAUAUUAUCCCGACUAUCGAGCAGAUGAGAUUAAAAAAGUUUGCGAUAAGGCCAUAAAGUAUAUUUAUAAAUCGCAACGUGAAGAUGGAAGUUGGUAUGGUUCAUGGGCUAUUUGUUUCACCUACGCCGCCAUGUUUGCAAUAGAAGCAUUAGCCAGUAAUGGCGAAACUUAUGAGAAUAGUGAAGUUGUCAAAAAAGGGUGUGAAUUUCUGAUUUCAAAGCAAAUGGCAGAUGGUGGCUGGGGUGAAUCUUACAAGUCGUGCGAACUUGAAGUUUAUACCGAUCACGAACGAUCCCAAGUUGUAAACACCGCUUGGGCUUUACUCGCUUUAAUGAUGGCCAAAUAUCCAAAAGAGAAACCAAUUAAGCGCGGAAUUCAGCUUAUUAUGAAACGUCAAUUAUCAAACGGGGAAUGGAAGCAGGAAGCAAUUGAAGGAGUGUUUAACAAAAACUGCGCUAUCAGCUAUCCAAACUAUAAGUUCAUUUUUACAAUUUGGGCUUUGGGAAAAUAUGCCAAACUUUACGGAGAUCCUACCAUUUUCGUUUGA
Acaulospora morrowiae is the source of this 954-nucleotide messenger RNA. Lineage: Eukaryota; Fungi; Glomeromycota; Glomeromycetes; Diversisporales; Acaulosporaceae. The record is from the annotation of a GenBank genome assembly.